Molecule: messenger RNA, 4734 nt
Organism: Gilbertella persicaria
Lineage: Eukaryota; Fungi; Mucoromycota; Mucoromycetes; Mucorales; Choanephoraceae
Exons: 3
Coding region: 1-4734 (1577 amino acids)
Biological process (GO): sulfate assimilation
Cellular component (GO): sulfite reductase complex (NADPH)
Molecular function (GO): sulfite reductase (ferredoxin) activity; heme binding; iron-sulfur cluster binding
Source: RefSeq, a predicted model, not a curated record
AUGACUCGUUUAUUGAAUGGCCAAGAAGCGACAGCUUGGGUUGCUUGUUUAUUAAGCGAUCGCGUUCAUGUAUACAACCGAUCAGCUCUUGAUCAGAACCAACUGAAUAUUUGGAAUCAGCAUGUCAAGAUCUCACACCAUGAUCCUGGUCGCGAUCCUCUAUCCCAUGUAGCUGAAGCCACUUUUCUUUUAUCUUCGGAUGCUUUAUUGCCUGCUUUGCCUUACUUGUAUCAAUUAGUCGCUGAUAAAUCAAGCUCUGUAUUACAUGUCAGUGCUGAUUGUCAUGCAACUAUGUCUACUUUUGGUGAUUUCACUGAGGUGAUGGCUGUUCGACAGACAGGCAUGGUUUUUUUAAAUGCCUCAAGUGUACAAGAAGCCUAUGAUUUUAGCAUAUUUGCUAAAUGGAUUUCUAUUCUGGCUUCCAUACCAGUAUUGCACUUUUUUGAUAGUAAACGAAUUUCGCAUGAAUCUCGCUCCAUUGACACAGUAAGCAAGAAAACAUUACUUGAUUGGUUUCCUUCUGAAAAACAUGAACAAGAGCCCAAUUCAAACAUACUAGAUGUUUAUAAGCAAGUGACAGAUCAAUUUGCUCUAGUGACUAAACGUUCUUAUGCUCCCUUGGAAUAUGUGGGACAUCCUGAUGCUGAGUUUGUGAUUAUUUCUAUGGGUGCUGGUGCCUGUGUUGUUGAACAUACCUUGGUUGCUCUUGACAAGGAUCUCAAGUUAGGUGCCCUCAAGGUUCGCUUGUAUCGGCCAUGGUCUCAUCAAGCACUUUUAGACGCUUUACCUUCCACUGUUAAGCGCAUUGCUGUUCUUGAGCCUACAGAUCAUCUCGCCUGUGCAUGGAACCCACUUUUUUUGGACGUCGCUGCUGCUUAUCAAUCUAUAGGCGAUGACAAUGUGGAUAUUUUGAGCGGCCAGUAUGGUGUUGAAGAAACAGAUUUUUCCCCUAAGCAAGUCUCAGCUGUCUACCAUGGUUUGGCGUCUGGCCAAUUGGAUCGCUAUUUCAAGGUGUCUUGUUUGUCUCCUGGUACUCUCCAGAUGCCACCUUCUACUGUCGAGCAGUUUAUCUUUAUAGACGGCAUUGAUCUUGCUUAUGCUUUUGUUUCUUGUCAACCAAAAGAGACAUAUGUGCAACUUUAUACCCUCAAUAAAACUACGUUUGUUCGUCUGGGAAGAUCUGAAUCUGAUGUUCUGUUGCCUACUUUGAUUGAUUCAGCUGACGUUGUUGUUCUUUGUUCUACAAAAGAUGAAUCGGCUUCUAUCAGAGCUUUGGAUUCUUUAGUAUCUGGUGGCCUUGUUGCGAUUCAAAGUGAUGCCUCUCUUUUAUCUUCCGGAGUAAAAAAGAUAGCUCAUAACAAGCAAGCAAAUAUCGCUUCUUUCGAAGAUUUACAUGUUCUUUUGGAAAACAAUAGCUUAUCACAUUUGUCAUGUCUUUCAAGUAUUGUCCGCGUACCUGAUAAUUGGUCUACUGAAGCGGUUUCUCUCGCGAGUGAUGCUAUUGAAUCAAGUCCUGAGCCUAUGUCUCUUGACUUACCUUUAGAGACACCUUAUCUCAACAUGCUGGAACAAACGUUUGGCUCUCGUCUUGACAUCGCUAAUGCCAUUCAUCAGCCUUCGGUUUGGUCCCCUAGUCAAUCUCAUCCUCAAGCAGCCAAUCCUGAAUUCGGUUAUGGUCGUCUAGUACAUCGUAUUCAGGAACGCACUCGCUUUGUGGAUACUGUUAUGCAAGUCAUUCGUAAUGGAAAUUUGCCUUUGGAUGCUGUCCGUGUUCUCUCAAGGUGGCUUCUUCUUGUGAACUCGCCUACAUCAGAGCAGCACAAGAUUAGGGAAGUUUCUGACCUGGUUGUUCGCGUCUUGUCUUCCAUUGUCGAUGUGUACCCAAUGAUAAACACAUUGUUGAACAAGAAACAUCUCUUGUAUGCUCAGUCGCAUUGGCUCAUUGGUUCAGACACUUGGGCUUAUGACUUGGGUCAGUCUGGUCUUCAUCAUGCUAUUACUUCAGGCGAAAACAUCAAUAUCUUGGUGGUAGACACGACGCCUUAUAGCAGCUCAAGAACUCAAGAACAGUGCAAGAAAGAUAUUGGCCUUUACGCAAUGAAUGACGGGUCUGUCUAUGUAGCCUCUGUUGCUCUUUAUGCUUCGUAUACGGGCGUCUUGCAAGCUUUGAUGGAAGCAGAUGCUUACAAAGGAGUCUCUGUUGUGUUGGCUUACUUACCUCAGGUUUCUGGUACGUUUGAUGCUCUGGCUAGUCUUAAAGAAACAAAGAUAUCUGUGGACAAUGGUAGCUGGCCCUUAUAUCGCUGGAACCCAGCCUCAGAAAACAAUGAGUUCACUCUAGAUUCUCAACGAAUCAAAAAGGGUUUGGAAGCAUUUUUGGCACGAGAAAAUUAUCUGUCCCAAUUGGCCUUGAGUCACCCUGACCUAUCUAACAUUCUUGUCAGCUCUUUAGAAACAGAUAUCAAAAAACGUCAUACAGAAUUAAAAAGUAAGGCACGCGCUGAUUAUGCUCGUCUAUUGUCUGGAUUGAGUGCUACUCAUGGUCCUCCCUUGACUGUUCUAUUUGGAUCUGAUAACGGUAAUGCUGAGGCUGUUGCCAAAAAGAUAGCGAUGCGUGCUAAACUAAGAGGUGCUCAAGUCAAACUGAUGGCCAUGGACGACUAUAGUGAUAUCCAAGCAUUAUCCAAUGAGACCUAUCUUGUUCUUGUCUGUUCUACUGCUGGUCAAGGUGAAUUUCCCUCCAAUGCGCGUGAUUUUUGGAAGGCAUUGAAUGGCUUGGUUUUUGGCGACGUUGAUUUCUCAGAGCUUAAGUUUGGUGUGCUUGGUCUUGGAGAUAGUCAUUAUUGGCCUCGUGAAGAAGACGCUGCAUUUUAUAACAAACCUGCAAAGACUUUGGAUGCUAAACUCGAAACAUUAGGGGCAAGUCAACUUUUGACAGUUGGUUUGGCAGACGAUCAAGAUCCUGAUGGAUAUGAAACUGUCUUCAAUGCAUGGCAAUCCGAGCUGUGGAAAGCACUAGGCGUCAAUGAAUCAGGUUCAGAUGAAGAACCUGUCUAUACAGACAAUCAAAUGAAGAUUGAUUCCAACUUUUUGCGUGGUAAUAUUGCUGAAGACUUGGUAGAUGAUUCUACUGGCAACGUGCCUGAAACCACGCAAAAACUACUCAAAUUCCAUGGUACUUAUCUUCAAGAUGACCGUGAUUUACGAGAAGAGCGCAAGCAUCAAGGCCUUGAGAAAGCGUUUAGUUUUUUGGUACGUGUUCGUACGCCAGGUGGUGUGGCCACGCCUAAGCAAUGGCUUGCUAUUGAUGCUCUUUCUGAGAAGUUUGGUAUUGGGCAGCUGAAACUAACAACACGUCAAACAUUUCAAAUUCAUGGUGUUCUCAAGAGAAACUUGCGUAGUACAAUCCGUGGCAUCAACAAAACGUUGCUUUCUACCCUUGCUGCUUGUGGUGAUGUCAGUAGAAAUAUAAUGAGUACUAGUCUCACUGAAAUACCCGAGGUGCAUGCACAAGUACAGACCACUGUUUAUGAAUUGGUUGAUUUAUUGUCUCCCAAGACAAGCGCCUAUCAUGAAAUUUGGCUCAACAACAGUAUGGUGGCUGGCCAUGCUGUCCAAGAUUUUGAACCUCUUUAUGGUCCUUCUUAUUUACCUAGAAAGUUUAAGGUGGUGAUUGCUGUGCCUCCUAAUAACGAUGUGGAUGUCUAUGCUCAUGACCUUGGUUAUAUUGCGAUUGUGGAUGCUGCAAGCAAGCAAGUAGUCGGAUAUAACGUCUUAAUUGGUGGCGGUAUGGGUCAAACACAUGGCAAUAAAAAGACUUAUCCUCGUCAGGGUACGAUGAUUGGUUAUAUAGCUGCCAAGGAUAUUCUCAAAAUAACUGAGGCUGUUGUCAGUACUCAACGUGACUUUGGUGAUCGUCUUAAUCGCAAACAUGCUCGCUUCAAAUACACCAUUGAUGACCGUGGUUUAGACUUUAUUAUAAACGAAAUUGAACAACGUAGUGAUGUCAAAUUACAAGAAGCCAUGCCAUUUCAAUUCAAGGACAAUGUAGACCCUUAUGGCUGGACUAAAGGCGUUGACGAUACUUGGAACUUUUGUAUGUUUAUCGAAAACGGUCGUCUCAAGGAUACGCCAGAUACUCAAUUAAAAAAAGGUCUACGUGAGCUAGCUAAGUUCCAUCGAGGUGAAUUCCGUUUGACGGCCAAUCAACAUCUGGUUAUUGCCAAUAUACCUGAAUCAAAUCUUGAGAAAACAAAGGCUCAUUUGGCAAAAUACAAGAUGGAUAAUCUCUCUUUCAGUGGAAUUCGUAAGACCUCCAUGGCAUGUGUCGCUCUUCCAACGUGUGGUUUGGCGAUGGCUGAGUCCGAAAGGUAUCUUCCUCAACUGGUGACUCGAUUCGAAGAUAUCAUGGAAGAAGCUGGCCUUGGCGAUGAGUCGAUUGUGGUUCGUAUGACAGGUUGCCCUAACGGUUGUUCUCGACCUUAUUUAGCUGAAUUAGCUUUGGUGGGUAAAUCGUCUGGGACUUACAAUCUUUACCUGGGUGGUAGUAUUACGGGUGAGCGCUUGAAUAAGCUAUACCUUGAAAACUUGAAUGAACAAGAAAUUUUGGAUGCAGUAAAACCUAUAAUCAAGAAAUAUGCUGUAGAAAGAGACGAUGGUGAAUCCUUUGGUGAGUGGGUUAUUCGAGCUGGAUAUGUUAGAAAGACCAUAACUGGGCUAGAUUUUCAUGAUUAA